Mesorhabditis spiculigera is the source of this 291-nucleotide messenger RNA. The record is from the annotation of a GenBank genome assembly. NCBI's taxonomy places the organism in Eukaryota, Metazoa, Nematoda, Chromadorea, Rhabditida, Rhabditidae.
AUGGGCAAGAUUAUGCGACCCGGAAAGUAUCCACGAAAGGUGACCACCCGGAUGGGCAAGAAGCAACAUGAAAGCCGAAACAAGGUGAAGCCAUUCGUCAAGGUGCUGUCCUACACCCAUCUGCUGCCCACACGCUACACCCUCGAUGUCAACUUCGAGAAGGCUGCCGUCAACAAGGAGUCGCUGAAGGAGCUCGGAAAGAAGACGCGUGCUUGCAUCGAAGCGAAGGCCCGCUUCGAGGAGCGGUACAAGACCGGCAAGAACAAGUGGUUCUUCAUCAAAUUACGUUUC